AUGUCAAGCAUAACAUUUUCCAUACAUUGAAUAUUCUUUUUAAAAUUUUCAUACCAUAAAUAUUCUUUUCGAUUCGGGCGAAAACUAUUCAGAAUCAAAAUGCAAGCCAGUAAAGUCUCUCCGUCUUUUAGUGACUAUCUACCUCUUGUGAGCACGGUUGUGGCAGUGGGCGUGGCUACCUGCUGCGUUGCCGCCCAGAUCUUUAGAUCGCCCAACAGCACCAAGACGAUUGGUCAGCUGAGGUUAUGUUUUGGAAAUCUAGGAACAGGACGCUUUUAUAGCGGAUGCUUUCAGAAACGGAUGUCGCACCGUGAAGCAUCUAAAAUACUAAGUAUUAGUCCUAACGCUCCAUGGAUCCGACGAGCCAUGCUGGCUAAACAUCCGGAUCGAAACGGCUCACCAUAUCUGGCGGGAAAAAUCCACAAGCCCAAGAAUGGGCUGCUGGAGGGAAGAAAUCGGUUCAGAUAGAAAUCGAAAGAUUAGGCACUAGAUGGCAGGAUGUGAAGUUCAACACAGUGUGAGCAGUUGAUCUAAAUUAAAUGUAAAUCAUUCCCAUCAUGGCAAGUUAUUAAAUUAUUAAGCAACGUG
Drosophila melanogaster (fruit fly) is the source of this 588-nucleotide messenger RNA. RefSeq lists its product as uncharacterized. NCBI's taxonomy places the organism in Eukaryota, Metazoa, Arthropoda, Insecta, Diptera, Drosophilidae. The record is from RefSeq and is marked reviewed. The transcript is spliced from 2 exons. Gene Ontology annotation, cellular component: mitochondrial inner membrane. Bases 100 to 468 code for a protein of 122 amino acids.